This is a messenger RNA of Alternaria arborescens, 1161 nucleotides long. RefSeq lists its product as hypothetical. The transcript is spliced from 4 exons. Bases 1 to 1161 code for a protein of 386 amino acids. NCBI's taxonomy places the organism in Eukaryota, Fungi, Ascomycota, Dothideomycetes, Pleosporales, Pleosporaceae. The record is from RefSeq and is a predicted model, not a curated record.
AUGGCGGUGAGCCCACUGGAACAGGCUCUCAUCGAGACAUGGACUCUAUACGGGUUUGGAAGCAUCGCUAUUAUGCUGAGAGUUUUCUCGCGCACGAGGAUGGUCGGUAUCGCUGGUUGGCAUCCGGACGACUACCUGAUAUUCUUUGCGUGGGCUUGUUACACAGGCAUGACGGUAGCUGCUCACAUCGUAGGAGGAACCGGCGACACGUCGCAUCUCACGAUGCAAGAACGACUGUCGUUCACCCCUGAGCAAGCGGCUGCACGCCAAAGAGGCAGCCAGUGGUUCAUGGUUGGUUGGUUCACCUACAUCGGCUUGAUCUGGACUCUGAAGUUGAACAUGUUGUUUCUCUACAGACGAGUGGUCAGUGUAGUAUGGGUGAAGAUGUUCAUCGUCCCCACCAUGGUGUUCGUCGGCGCAACCGGCAUCUCUAUCUGGAUUUUGCUCGGGUCAGCAUGUCGCCCUUUUCACAAGAUAUGGCAGAUUCUUCCGGACCCAGGCAAAUACUGCAUGCCGCAGAGUCCGGCAUUUUUGGUAACCAUAUUGGUGCUAAAUCUGUUGACGGAUGUAUGCAUCAUGCUCAUCCCCAUCCCCAUCAUCAUCCCACUCAAAAUCUCGUGGGGCCGCAAGAUUGGAUUGAUGAUUAUGUUCUCCGGCGCUAUGUUCAUCAUGAUAGCAGCAAUCUUGCGGGUUUAUUUCGUCAUGGCGCUUCAACAAGGCCAAACAGCGGCCAUCUGGUCUUGUCGAGAAGAUAUUGUCGCAAUCAUCAUCGGUCAAGCCACCAUCAUUCGUCCUCUUUUUACCCGCCGGUUCUGGAGUGGCAACUACGACAGCUCCAACUCGUACCCAUCGAACAAGCCAUCACACGGCUAUGAGUCCCACGAGCUAUCUGGUAGUGGAGGCGACGGAUCAAAGGCGUCGCGUCUGGGAUUCCGCAAGCCAAAGGACCCGUAUAACAUCAGCGUGCUCCAUACGGCGCAAGGAAAUGAGAGCCAGGAGAGGAUCGUUGGAACACAGCAAGACGCCGGUUAUGCAACUCGGGCACCAACUCAAAACAGUGAUCACAGCGGCCGUGGUUUGGAUAUCACAGUCAAGAAGGAAGUUGACGUGUCAGUUUCGGCUGCAAAGCAAGGUCUACAGUCAUCUUGGAAGGCAGUGUGA